AUGAACUGCAGAAGCCAUAAUAUGACGAUGCUCAGGAUUGCUGUGCCGCAGAAAGAAGGUUUUGAAGAUUUUGUGCAUGUUGCUGAUCCGAAUACCAGUUACCAAAAGGUCACUGGCUACAGGAUUGAUAUCUUCGAAGCUGCUAUGAAGCAGCUACGUCGUCCACCACGCUAUGAGUUUUAUGUCUUCCAUGGUUCCUACGAUGCGCUAGUAGGCAACGUGUCUUCAGGGGUGUAUGAUGCAGCAGUUGGUGAUGUUAGCAUAACUCCUGAUCGAGCCGCUGACACAGAUUUUACAAUGCCGUACACACAAUCUGGAGUGUUUAUGCUUGUGCUCGCUGAGGACGAGCCAGAAACAGUUGAGUGGAAAUUUGUGAAGCCACUGAGUUCGGCACUUUGGUUUACAACUGUGGGCUUCUUCUUCUAUACUGGCUUUGUUGUGUGGAUAAUUGAGCGCUCCACAAAUCAAGAGUACCAAGGAUCAAAUUUGAGACAGUUCAGCACCGCUUCUUACUUUGCUUUCUCUACUUUGACAUUUUCACAUGCUCAGACUAUUAGAAGCCCCUUGUCAAAAAUUGUUGUGGUGGUAUGGUGCUUUGUGGUUCUGAUUGUAGUGCAGAGUUACACAGCAAGCUUGUCAGCCAUACUAACCGCAAAGAGCCGCCGGCCUUCAGUGACAGAUCUGAACCAGCUCCAGCUCAGGAAUGGCUCUGUUGGACACCAAGAGGGGUCAUUUCUGCGCUCCAUCUUGAUAAAAAAUUAUUAUUUCGACAAAGAUAGGUUACAGAGCUACAUAAAGAAAGAGGACUAUGCUGAUGCUUUGAGAAAUGGAUCGGUAUCAGCUAUCGUUGAUGAGCUUCCCUUCUUGACAUCAUUCCUCUCUGAUCCUCGGAAUAAGGAAGACUUUAGGAUGGUUAAUCUCAUGUACAUGACUCCUGGAUUUGGUUUUGCAUUCUGUCUAGGUUCGCCGCUGGUGCAUGAUCUUUCUACUGCCAUCUUGAAAAUAACAGGAAGCGAUGAGGGAUUGAGGAUUCAAAGAAAGUGGUUAGGCGCAGAUCCACUGUUGUCGGCGGCCAGUGACGGCAGCCCCGACCCCGGUUCCACACAAAUCAAUUUGCCAAGCGUCGCUGGUGCCUUCGUCAUCACCGGAGUUAUCUCAACUCUCAUGUUGCUGGUAAGCAUUGGGAGGCUGAUUCAUGCCAGCCGCACCAGCGGGCGAAUAUCCGAUGUGGAAAGUGUCAAUUGUCAUGGUGGUGACAGCGUCGGCCAAGCUUCCGUUCACUUGGAGAAUGGCAGCAUAGGUCACAGUUCUGCUGCCUCUGAUCAACCCCUCUGUGAGGCCGUGAAUAGCGAGUCCCAUGGGCGCUUUGAGAAUGCUGCCGGUCAAGAGGCUUGUCCAAUGCAGCAGAAUGGCAUGCAGAGCGGCUCUGCGACUGCAGAAUCCAUCCAGAUUGAGAUGAGAACUGUCUGA
This is a messenger RNA of Triticum turgidum subsp. durum (durum wheat), 1470 nucleotides long. The record is from the annotation of a GenBank genome assembly. Lineage: Eukaryota; Viridiplantae; Streptophyta; Magnoliopsida; Poales; Poaceae.